AUGAUGAGAGUAUUUUCUUUCAUUAUUGUCUUGUUUCAUCUUGCUUGGACAAGCUAUGGUUUCGAAUUGCCCACUGAAAUCCGCAUCGGAGCCAUAUUUGGCUUGGGAGAUACAUUAUCUCGUCAGGCAUUUGAGUAUGCCGUAGCGAAGAUUAACACUCAAUCACAAAUCUUUGCACAUUCAAGACUUGUUGUUGUGAAUAUCGAUAUGGUCGAUGUCCAUGAUAGUUUCUCUGCGUAUAAAAUGGUCUGCGCACAAUUGCAGAAAGGUAUUGCUGCAAUAUUCACCGGUCGAUUAAGUCCUGCUAUUGAAUUUAUCAGUUCAUUGACCCGUCAAUUGCACAUCCCAUUAUUUUUAUCUUCACCUGAUUCUCAAACAAAAGUUGAAUAUUACACCAUGAAUGUCUAUCCGCAUUAUACUGCCACAAGUCAAGCAUAUAGUGAUCUAAUAAAAUUCCAAGAAUGGGAGGAAUUAGCGAUCAUCACAGAACAUGCUGAAAAUUUACUUUAUUUGCAAGAUUUACUUAAAUUGUCGUCGGAUAGUAAUCAAAUGAAAGUCACAGUUAGACAGUUACGAGGUCGACCAGGAGUUGACAAUUGGGUACCACUUUUAAAACAGUUACAAGAAACAGGAAUAUCGAAAUUUUUAAUUGACGUAUCAACGGAUAAUCUGGAUGAUUUUUUCAAACAUGCAAAGAUUGUGGGUUUGGUCGGACCUUACUAUGAUUUUGUUCUAACUUCAUUAGAUAUUUCGGCGGUCAAAUGGAGUAAAAUUCUAUAUACGUUAGUGAACAUUACCGGUUUACAAUUUUUCGGUCGAGAAGAUCCUGCUGUUGAUGAGUUCUUUGAUCCUAACGACAAUCAUUUCAAUAUUAAUGCUCCAUUACUUGCAAAUGAACGUUCACUAAGAGCAUCUGCAGCGCUCAUCUAUGAUUCGGUUUACUUCUUUGCUCGUGCGCUCGGCAGCUUUGUCGAGCAACACCCAUUCAAUAUUACACCGUUAAUAUGUGAUGCACAAAAACCAUGGAGGCAUGGCGCAGCAUUUUCACUGUUUCUGAAAAAAUUUGAAGCAAAUGGAAUAACAGGAGCGAUCAAAUUUGAUGAGAAUGGCCUGCGAACUGAUGUGUCCUUUGAAGUUGUUGACCUGGCCGCCAAUGGUGUAUCGAAAAAUGGGAAAUGGUCGGCCAAUACACCAGAUCGAUUGGAAAUUCGACGAAAUUUUACAAAAGAUUACGAAACGAGAAAACAAGAGAUACAGAAUCAAACAUUGAAAGUCACUACAGUUAUUGAACCGCCUUACGUCAUGUUAGCUCCGAAUGAUACGAAUUCCACGCAGAAAUUUGUUGGUUUUUGUAUCGAUAUUUUACUUGAUUUAUCUACGAGACUUAAUUUUUCAUUUGAAAUUGAAAUAGUCAAAGACAAAACAUUCGGAAAGAAGAACGAACAAGGAGAAUGGAAUGGUAUUAUCGGAGAACUAGUCAAUCGUAGAGCUGAUUUAGGUUUAGCCGGAUUAACAAUAACUUAUCAACGUGAGCAGGCGAUUGAUUUCACCAAACCAUUUUUAACUCUGGGAAUCAAUAUUCUUUUCAAAAAAGCAAAACGCGAAAAGCCGAAACUAUUUGGAUUUUUCCAACCCUUAAGUUUGGCAGUUUGGCUCUACAUGAUCGCUGCUUAUUUUGCUGUCAGUUUUGCGCUGUAUCUCGUGGCGAGAUUAUCUCCAUACGAAUGGCGUAAUCCACAUCCAUGUAAACGGACUCAUGAAGAAUUAGAGAAUCAGUUCACUUUUUUCAAUUCACUCUGGUUUCUCAUUGGGAAUAUCAUGCAGCAAGGUACUGAUUUGAACCCUACGGCGCCUUCGACACGGAUGAUCAGUUGUUUAUGGGCUUUUUUUACAUUGAUUUUGGUUUCAUCCUAUACAGCUAAUUUAGCUGCUUUUUUGACUGUGCAACGUAUGCAGACACCAAUUGAGAACGCUGAAGAUCUGGCAUCACAAACGAAAAUCAUUUAUGGAGUGCAACGUGGUGGUUCAACUGAAAACUUCUUCCGGGAAUCCAAAAUACCGACAUAUGAACGAAUGUGGAAUUAUAUACUAGUUAACCACGCGACAGCUACUGUUGCAUCGAGUACAGAAGGUAUCAAUAGAGUCUUAGCUGGUAACUAUGCUUUUCUCAUGGAAUCAACGACGAGUGAAUAUAACAUUAUGAGAAAUUGUGAUUUAACAUCGAUUGGCGGUUUACUUGAUUCGAAAGGAUAUGGCUUCGGCGUACCACAGAAUUCUCCUUAUCGUGAUAUAUUGAGUGAUACAAUUUUAAAAUUACAGGACGAAGGCGUCAUACAAAAAUAUUACAACAAAUGGUGGAAAGAAGCUGCUAAUUUAAAAUGUGAUCAAGAAGACAAACGAAAAGACACAGCAGCUGAAUUAGGUUUCGCUAACAUUGGUGGUAUAUUUGUGAUGCUUGCAGUUGGUUUGCUCGUAUCAAUGGCUGUUGCUGCCAUAGAAUUUAGUAUUAAAAUACGUAAUCGCAAAGGAAGACAAAUUUCUAUUCGCGAAGAAAUGCAACGUUACUUUCGUUUUGCUAUAUUUAAUGUCAGUGCUUCGAAACGACGAGCAAGUAUAUUUAUCAGAGAUGUUCCAUUACUUGAUGAACAUCAUCAAGAAGCUGAACACAUAAAACAUUGA
Molecule: messenger RNA, 2679 nt
Organism: Adineta ricciae
Lineage: Eukaryota; Metazoa; Rotifera; Eurotatoria; Adinetida; Adinetidae
Source: the annotation of a GenBank genome assembly